Aspergillus versicolor CBS 583.65 is the source of this 1365-nucleotide messenger RNA. RefSeq lists its product as uncharacterized. Bases 1 to 1365 code for a protein of 454 amino acids. The record is from RefSeq and is a predicted model, not a curated record. Gene Ontology annotation, molecular function: O-methyltransferase activity. NCBI's taxonomy places the organism in Eukaryota, Fungi, Ascomycota, Eurotiomycetes, Eurotiales, Aspergillaceae. The transcript has 5 exons.
AUGACGCAAGAUAUCCAGAAUACCCAUGGCGACGAUGUCACCGUCACCAUCAAGACGGAGACAACCGUUCAAACAGACGAAGUUACCACUGGGAGCAGCUCGCCCGUUGCAAACGGUGUGGAGACGCCGAACGACUUCGACAACGGGGUUGCCAUCCGGCCCAAUGCUGCAGAAGACAUUCCAGACCUGCUCAAGAAGGUCAGCUCACUCGGUGCGGAGUACGCUGGAAACACCGAUGAGGACCUCCGCGCGGAGUACCUCGAUGCUGCGCGGCAUCUCGUCUACGCGCUCGAGACUCCCCGUGAGGCCAUGAUCAGAUACUGCUGGUCUCAGAGCACGCUCUACGCUGCUAUCGAAACAUGUGUCGACCUCGGCGUAUUUCCCAUUCUCUCCAAGGACGAUACCCCCAAGACUGCAGAAGAGCUCGCAAAAGCCACCGGUGCUGAGCCUCUUGUUCUUUCUCGACUUCUUAAACAUCUCGGUACAAUGGGCGUAAUCGCCGAAGCCGGUGAGGACACCUACCGCCGCAACGGCUUCUCUACCUCCCUCGCCAUGAAGCGAUACAGCGAUGCCUAUCCCUGCAUGACUGGAUGCAUAACAAGCGGUAUCCUGGCCCUCCCCUCCCACCUCAAGAAAACCAACUAUGCCAACCCCAGCAACGGCGUCAAGUCCGCCUUCCAAGACGGAUUCCGCACCUCCUCGCACUUCUUCGAAUUUCUCAAAGAGAACCCCGCCCACGCUGAGCAGUUUAAUAACCACAUGACGGCGUACCACCAGGGCCGUCCCAGCUGGAUGGACGAGGGGUUCUUCCCUGUCCCGUCUCUGACGGAGGGAUUGGAUAUCAGUGCUGACGACGUCCUGCUCGUCGAUGUCGGUGGUGGCGUGGGACACGACCUCACUGAGUUCCGACGCAAGUGGCCCAACGUUCCUGGCCGGUUGGUUCUCGAGGAUCUGCCUGAGGUGAUCGACCAGGCCAAGGCGCAGAACCAGGCUACCGGAUCCUUCAUUGAGCCGGUCGUGCAUGACUUCUUCACUGAGCAGCCCGUUAAAGGCGCCCGAGCAUACUACAUGCACUCCGUCCUACACGACUGGGCCGACGCCGACUGCCGACGCAUCCUAUCUAACCUUGCGCAGGCUAUGAAGCCCGGGUACAGCAAGAUCCUGAUCAACGAGAACGUGAUCCCGAGCACGAACGCGUACUGGGAGACGACGAGUCUGGAUAUCAUCAUGAUGGCGGACUUUGCGUCGCAGGAGCGCACGGAGAAGCAGUGGCGCGAGCUGACUGCGUCUGUGGGGUUGAAGAUUGUUAAUAUAUGGACUCGACGGAGGGGGGUGGAGAGUUUGAUUGAGUGUGAGCUUGCUUAG